This is a messenger RNA of Mus caroli (Ryukyu mouse), 3566 nucleotides long. RefSeq names its product myeloid zinc finger 1. Gene Ontology annotation, biological process: regulation of transcription by RNA polymerase II. Gene Ontology annotation, cellular component: nucleus. Gene Ontology annotation, molecular function: RNA polymerase II cis-regulatory region sequence-specific DNA binding; DNA-binding transcription activator activity, RNA polymerase II-specific. The record is from RefSeq and is a predicted model, not a curated record. NCBI's taxonomy places the organism in Eukaryota, Metazoa, Chordata, Mammalia, Rodentia, Muridae.
UUGAUAUGGAGCAAGCGAACGGGAGUGCGCAUGUUCACGAGGGCACAGCCUCCCUCGGAGCAUUGAAGGAAGGCUGGGAGUCCCUUCACCUCAAGGCCUUGGGAGGAGUCUGGGUAGAGAGGACUCUGGGAUUCCAGCUGUAGGGGUCCAGGAACUCCCUGCAAACCGGCCCUGUGCUGACGCGCUACCGCGCUGAUCGCCACAGGUGCCAGGGCGACCGGACACAUUGGCACCCUAAAGCGAUGAUGCGCGCUUAGACUUCUGGGAAAUGUAUUUCCGGAACCUCCUCUUCUUGCUUUAUGGCUGUUCCAAGUUUCUCUCAGGGUUUCGAGUUGACUUAGCACCCUAAAGAGCAGAGGUGUAACCCACAGAAAUCACGCUGCCUCUAAGCUGAUGCCACUCCAAUAGUAAAUUUAGAUUUUUCACAAAAUCCCAGUUGCAGAAAGUAACGUGGGAGAAGUCAGUCCUUUUUACAAGUGAGGAAACUAUAGCUCACAUAGGCACAGCAAAAGUAGUACCCUUGCAGACUGUUGGUCUAAUGAGUUGAAGGCCUUUAAGGGUACCCAGAAGUCCCCAGUCACCUCCCAACCAACAAUUAGAUAGCUGAAGACUUGUAUCGCUGUUGGAUGUGAUGAGUUAGCUUCUGGUAUUGGAGAUAUGUGGAAAACUGUUGGCCUGAGAGAAGCUGAGAUGGGGGAUUGGGUAAAGGAGGGCUGUCCCCUUGAUACCACAUUGGGAAAGGAAUGUUGGGGCCUGAGAGAGGGGCCAAGUCCAAGACUGGGUAGAAAACAUUAAGGGACUUGUUUGUUCCACCCCAAAAGGCUGACCACAGGGACUCUUAUUGGGAGUCCAGGAGGAGGCAGCAGUGGUACUGAUGUCUGGAUGCAAGUAGAGAUGCAGCUAUAGAAAAGAAUAGGAUGUAGGGAAGAGAGAAAUGUUUCUAAGCUUAAGCAACAGCCUGUAUUUAGAACAGAGUAAGCUACCAGACACUAUAUAGGCCCGGCGGAAAUGAGGUCUACAAAGCACAUGGCUCAUAUAGAGUUCCCACGGAUCUCUGGGGUGUGGCUGGCCUGUCAGUGCCUGUUCUCUCGGGUGUCCUCUUCAUGGCGACGGUCUCGGAUGAAAGAACACAGCAUGGCACUCAGUCAGCAUUCGCUGCCUCUGGCUGUCCUUAUUACACAUGCCUUGUACUAUUCCUUCCCUAGGGACAGACACUGGCCUCAAAGACCUGAUCUGGUACUCCUGAUGCGACCCACUGUGCUGGGCUCCUCAGGCUGUGCACCCCCAGAAAAUGAGCCUGCUCUGGUGAAGCUGGAGGACUCUGACAACGACAAUGAGAGAGGAGAUAUAUUGUGGGACCCAGGCCCUGAGGCUGCACGUCUACGCUUCCGGUGCUUCCGGUAUGAGGACGCGGUAGGCCCUCAGGAAGCCCUGGCCCAGCUUCGAGAACUGUGUCACCAGUGGCUACGCCCAGAAGUACAUUCCAAGGAACAGGUGCUAGAGCUCUUGGUGCUGGAGCAGUUCCUGGGUGCACUGCCUCCUGAGAUCCAGGCCCGUGUGCAAGGGCAGUGGCCAGGCAGCCCUGAAGAGGCUGCUGCCUUGGUUGACAUACUUCGAUGGGAGCUUGAUGGUCCUCGGAAAUGGGUCACAGUCCAGGUGCAGGGCAAGGAGGUCCUAUCAGAGAAGAUGGAACACUCCAGCUUCCAGCCAAGACCUCACAUCAAGCUUCAGACUCCAGACCCUGGGACUGAGACUCCCCAAGGAGCCAUGCAGGAAUUGCCACUGGACCGACAAAUGAAAGAGGAGACAGAAUUGUUGGGGAAUCCAGAGCUCCUAGAAUCUGGGCCUCUUCCUGCUGCUCAAGAAGCUGCAGCCACUCUCCUACCUAAGGAGACCCAGGGCCAUGGGACAACACUGGAUCAGACCUCUCCUCACAGCAACACUGAGCCUGAUGUGCCCCCAUGGAGUGAGGACCCUAUGCCCCUGUGGCAUGAGGAAGUAGGGGGCAUCUUUUCACCAGGGUUUACGCUGCAGAUGGACAGCAUCACGGCAGAGCCAGAUAUGAUGAGCCCCCAUCUCCAUGUUCCCUGGGAUCUGGACAUGGCUAGCCUCUCUGGACAGAUACAGUCCCCUACCACAGAAGGUGGCUUUGCCCAUGCCCUUGUACUCCCCAGCGACCCAGGAGGUGAACAGGACCCUGCCUGCGAGGAUCCCUGCCCCAGUGUGGGCCCAGCAUUGGUGGCGACUCGAUGGCAUGCCCCAAGGGGCCGGAGCCAGAGCCACCCUAGCUCGGGGAAUGGAGCCAUGCGAGGCGGCCGCUGCGACGUGUGUGGCAAGGUGUUCAGCCAGCGAAGCAAUCUGCUGCGGCACCAGAAGAUCCACACAGGCGAGAGACCGUUCGUGUGUGGCGAGUGUGGCCGCAGCUUCAGCCGCAGCUCUCACCUACUGCGCCACCAGCUCACGCAUACUGAGGAACGGCCUUUCGUGUGCCACGACUGUGGCCAGGGCUUCGUGCGCAGCGCCCGCCUGGAGGAGCACCGGCGUGUGCACACGGGCGAGCAGCCGUUCAGCUGCACAGAGUGUGGCCAGAGCUUUCGGCAGCGCUCCAACCUACUGCAGCACCAGCGCAUCCACGGCGAUCCGCCUGGUCCAGCGCCAUCUAUCCUGCCCCUCGCCGGAGUCCCGGAGCCCCCGGGCCCCUUCCCAUGCAGCGAGUGCUGUGAGAGCUUCCCACGACGCGCCGUGCUGCUAGAGCACCAGGCGGUGCACACCGGGGACAAGUCCUUCGGAUGCGUGGAGUGCGGCGAGCGCUUCGGCCGCCGCUCGGUGCUGCUGCAGCACCGGCGCGUGCACAGCGGCGAACGGCCCUUCGCCUGUGCCGAGUGCGGCCAAAGCUUCCGGCAGCGCUCUAAUCUCACCCAGCACCAGCGCAUCCACACUGGAGAGCGGCCCUUCGCCUGCGCCGAAUGUGGCAAGACCUUCCGCCAGCGGCCCACGCUCACGCAGCACCUGCGUGUGCACUCGGGUGAGAAGCCCUUCGCGUGCCCCGAGUGCGGCCAGCGCUUCAGCCAGCGACUCAAGCUCACGCGCCACCAAAGGACCCAUACUGGCGAGAAGCCCUACUGCUGCGGUGAGUGCGGCCUCGGCUUCACGCAGGUGUCUCGGCUCACCGAGCACCAGCGCAUCCACACAGGUGAGCGGCCCUUCGCCUGUCCAGAAUGUGGCCAGAGCUUCCGACAGCACGCCAACCUCAUCCAGCACCGGCGCAUCCAUACGGGCGAGCGACCCUACGCGUGUCCCGAAUGUGGCAAGGCCUUUCGCCAGCGGCCCACGCUCACGCAGCACCUGCGCACUCACCGGCACGAAAAGCCCUUCGCCUGCCAGGACUGUGGCCGACGCUUCAACCAGAGCACCAAGCUCAUCCAGCACCAGCGUGUCCACAGCACUGAGUAGCUGUACAGCACCGAGCUGUGAAAACACUUCACACGGUUGUUGUGAGGCAGACAUCUCCCAACAGGCCCAAGUAAAGCCUGGGCUCCAGUAGGUGCUCAAUAAACACAUGAUGU